CUUCUUUCUUUUACAGCCCCAGUCAAGGACUCUGUUGUGAGCAGAAUUGUGCCCUUAAACCUCUGGGACAACGGUGCCAGGAGGAGAGCGAAUGUGCCUUGGGAAGCCUCUGCACGGGAUCGAAUCCCACAUGUCCAGAGCCCCGACCGAAAGCCAACCUCAUCCCCUGCGGCCUCGGCCUCCGCCUGUGUUCAAACGGGCUCUGCGAAGGGUCCCUCUGCAUCCAGCAUGGGUUGGAGGAAUGCCAGUGUGUCUCUAGUCCUCUGCGAGGAAGAUGCCGUCUCUGCUGCCAGCUGCCAGGACAAGCUGCAACCUGUGUCAGCACUUCCUCCAAGAUCUGGGACCCUUUCUUCAACGGUUCGGACAUCCCGCUCCUGCCGGGCUCACCGUGCGGCGACAAGAACGGCUACUGUGACAAAUUCCACAUCUGCCGGUUUGUAGACGAGGAUGGUCCCAUUGCCAGGGUGAAAAACUUCAUCCUGGACUUCAUCGAAAUGGACGACCUGGCCACCUGGAUGCAGACACAUUGGUGUGCUAUCCUUCUCGUGGUUUUGACCUUAGCAGCCAUGAUGGCUGGCACAGUCUUCCUCUUUGGAAGGACAGUUAGCAAUGAAUCAGCAGAUGAAAACUUCACCAGGAUCUCUCGUGAGGCAGGAGCUGUGGAACAUCAGGGGAAGAAACGACAGACUUCCUUUAAUUGGGAAGAGGAGAUUUAUAUCAAAACGCACCGGAAGAGGCCAUGCUCUAGCUCUGGGGAGCUUUGCUAAGCUUCGGGCAAGCCGCCUCUGCCCCAACGCACACUUGUGGUUGCAGCACGGAUAACACCAGCAUCCCGCAAUCCAUCACACCAAAGGGCACGCAAAAAAUACGGAGAUUUUCUUACUGAUGUGACCCCUCUAAU
Molecule: messenger RNA, 901 nt
Organism: Protobothrops mucrosquamatus (brown spotted pit viper)
Lineage: Eukaryota; Metazoa; Chordata; Lepidosauria; Squamata; Viperidae
Product: disintegrin and metalloproteinase domain-containing protein 10-like
Exons: 5
Biological process (GO): Notch signaling pathway; membrane protein ectodomain proteolysis
Cellular component (GO): plasma membrane
Molecular function (GO): metalloendopeptidase activity
Source: RefSeq, a predicted model, not a curated record